Bufo bufo (common toad) is the source of this 1284-nucleotide messenger RNA. Its product is annotated as histidine-rich glycoprotein-like. The record is from RefSeq and is a predicted model, not a curated record. The transcript is spliced from 2 exons. Bases 47 to 859 code for a protein of 270 amino acids. Lineage: Eukaryota; Metazoa; Chordata; Amphibia; Anura; Bufonidae.
CUUGUCAGAGCGUGCGUAUCUCUGUGAGGAGGACUCAGGUCAUCACAUGCACACGUGGGCAGAGCCCGACUGUCAGCAGCCAAAUCACAGGCACACGUGGGCAGAGCCCGACUGUCAGCAGCCAAAUCACAGGCACACGUGGGCAGAGCCCGACUGUCAGCAGCCAAAUCACAGGCACACGUGGGCAGAGCCCGACUGUCAGCAGCCUCAUCACAGGCACACGUGGGCAGAGCCCGACUGUCAGCAGCCUCAUCACAGGCACACGUGGGCAGAGCCCGACUGUCAGCAGCCUCAUCACAGGCACACGUGGGCAGAGCCAGACUGUCAGCAGCCAAAUCACAGGCACACGUGGGCAGAGCCCGACUGUCAGCAGCCAAAUCACAGGCACACGUGGGCAGAGCCCGACUGUCAGCAGCCAAAUCACAGGCACACGUGGGCAGAGCCCGACUGUCAGCAGCCAAAUCACAGGCACACGUGGGCAGAGCCCGACUGUCAGCAGCCAAAUCACAGGCACACGUGGGCAGAGCCCGACUGUCAGCAGCCAAAUCACAGGCACACGUGGGCAGAGCCCGACUGUCAGCAGCCUCAUCACAGGCACACGUGGGCAGAGCCCGACUGUCAGCAGCCUCAUCACAGGCACACGUGGGCAGAGCCCGACUGUCAGCAGCCUCAUCACAGGCACACGUGGGCAGAGCCCGACUGUCAGCAGCCUCAUCACAGGCACACGUGGGCAGAGCCCGACUGUCAGCAGCCAAAUCACAGGCACACGUGGGCAGAGCCCGACUGUCAGCAGCCAAAUCACAGGCACACGUGGGCAGAGCCAGACUGUCAGCAGCCAAAUCACAGGCACACGUGGUAGGAAGACAUGAUGAGAACAGCCAUAUUACAUGCACAGAGUCUACCUCGUCAGCAGCCUCAUAACAUGUACACGUGAGCAGAGACAGUCCCGUCAGCAGCCUCAUCACGUGCACACAUGAGCAGAGACAGUCCCGUCAGCAGCCUCAUCACAUGUAGACGUGAGCAGAGACCGUCCCGUCAGCAGCCUCAUCACGUGCACACGUGAGCAGAGACCGUCCCGUCAGCAGCCUCAUCACGUGCACACAUGAGCAGAGACAGUCCCGUCAGCAGCCUCAUCACAUGUAGACGUGAGCAGAGACCGUCCCGUCAGCAGCCUCAUCACGUGCACACGUGAGCAGAGACCGUCCCGUCAGCAGCCUCAUCACGUGCACACAUGAGCAGAGACCGUCCCGUCAGCAGCCUCAUCACGUGCACACAUGAGCAGAG